AUGAGUGUCAUCUUACUGGUAACACUGAUUCGUUAUUUAUAUGUUCUUAAUGGAGAAAAGGUUUUGAGCAGAAAAUGUCGACAGGAUGACACUGUAACUAUUGUGUGUAACCACAUACCUGAGGAUAUUCCAACAGGAAUUUUAAAAUUUCGGCUAGAUAAAGAAACACCAGACACUCUGGUACUAAAUACUUCAACUUUUAUGGAUGAAAAUUGGAGAAAAUUACAAUAUUUGGAAUUUACUGAAGAUGAACAUACACAUUUAGUAUUUAAAGAUGGUUGUUUUAACCGACUGAAGUCACUACAGGAGCUCCAUAUACGUGUUUGGUACCCACAAAUAUUUCAAAACUCUUUUUCUGGAUUGGACCACGUGAAAACACUAGAGGUCAAUGGCUGUGGGAACCUCAAAAUAGAAGACUUUAAAUUAGCAAUAAAAGGAUCGAAUAUACUUCCAGGAUUGAAAAAAAUUGUUCUAUCUAACUGGAACUUUUACACAGGUACAUACGCUUUUGAUGACAACUUAGUAGAAGCCCUACUUCCAAGAAACAUAACCAACAUUGACAUCAGCAAGUCCCAAGUAUCCGAUUUAGACGUUACAUCAUUGGAGAGAUUUAAAUACUUAGAAGUUCUCAAUGCAUCCUAUACAACAAUUGGCAAUUUUGAUGAUGCUACUCUGUCAGCAGAUGUUGCAAAACAUAUACAAGUAUUUGAUCUAUCUCACGCUGUACUGCCAAAAGAAGUAAUACCUUUCCUACCUGGCAAACUAGUGAUACACAACAUCACUUUAGUCUUUUCUAGAGUUCGUUUUUGGGAUUUACAAAAAAUGUUUGCCCCAAAAACUGUCAACAUCAGUGGCAUUGUACCACAUUUAACUUCUUUCUGGUUAUAUAACAUUACAAUACAAAUAGACAUAGAUCCCAAAUGGUAUACAAAGACUAUUAAAAUACAACAAAAUAACUUCAAACGAGUUGAUGUUCGACUGCUUUGUGAUAAGUUCUAUUUUUCUUCAGUUCAGAACCUUGAUAUUACUGACAAUGGAAUGGAAUUUUUGCAUCCAACAUUCCUGUCCUGUUUGCCAAACCUCAGGCGCUUAGACUUAUCUAAAAACCAGCUGUACAAAAUGGUUGAUGAGGACAGUUUUUUGUUUCAGAAUCUGUUUUCAGGACUAAGAUAUUUAAAACUAAUUCGACUGUCAGCUAAUGGUUUACAAAAAAUUCCUUCCAAACUCUUUAAAAAUCGACAAUCUAUUGAAGUAGCUGACCUUUCGUUUAACAGACUGGAGCAGGUGACCUUCAACUUAAGCGACCUUCAAAAUCUGAAAGUUCUCGACUUAAAGGGUAACAACAUUCAUAUUCUGGAUUCCCAGUCUAUAAACUUUUUAAACUCUAUUCCACAAGGAAGCAAAAUAAAUUCUUCUAAAGCCAAAGUGAUUUUGAGGCUAAAUCCAAUUUUAUGCUCAGUUUGUGAAGCUAAACCUUUCAUCCAGUGGCUUUUAUCUACAAGUCUCAUCAACAUGGAUUCUCCAAGGCUGAAAUGCUUGGAUGAAAAUGGAAAAAACAAAGACAUAAAUGUCAACACUGCAGAAAUGGUACAGAAAAUCUGUGAGCGGAAAACAGUUAUAAUUUCCUUCAGUAUUUCAGCAGCAGUGACAUGUCUUAUUAUAUUUUCCUGUGCAAUAAUCAUAUACAAAAGAUACAAGCAAAAGAAAAAGAGUCGAAACAGAACAAAUGUCAUAAACAAUUUAAGAGAUGGUGAGGGGAAAUACAAGUUUGCUGUAUUUCUAUCAUUCAGCAACGAAGACGAAGAAUUUGUUCACUCACAUAUACUGGAGCAACUCAAUGAAAACUUACAACUGAUGACUGGCAUAGACAGAACUCUGGUCUGUACCGGAGACCAGCAUUUUCGGCCCGGUUUUAACACCCAUGAGGAAACCUUCAGAUUGCUUGAUGCCGCAUCAGUCUUAAUCGUAGUAGUUUCAAACAACUUCCUAGCUAGUAACUUUUGUCUUUCUGAACUAGAUAAAGCUUAUGAGAAGAGAAUGCCAAUUGUACUGAUGCUUAAAGAACAAGUCGACCCUGACAACAUGAAGUCAACACUGAAAACACUAUAUCAAAAUAAUACCAGAAUUCUUUGGAACUUUGAAAAUGGAGAAUAUGUUCUGAAAACAUCAUGGGAGAAUGUUUGUAAAUCUGUUCUAGACCUUAUUGGCUGUCAAAAAUAA
Messenger RNA from Mercenaria mercenaria, 2220 nucleotides. RefSeq lists its product as uncharacterized. NCBI's taxonomy places the organism in Eukaryota, Metazoa, Mollusca, Bivalvia, Venerida, Veneridae. Gene Ontology annotation, cellular component: membrane. Gene Ontology annotation, biological process: immune response; toll-like receptor signaling pathway. Gene Ontology annotation, molecular function: protein binding; transmembrane signaling receptor activity. The record is from RefSeq and is a predicted model, not a curated record. The transcript has a single exon. Bases 1 to 2220 code for a protein of 739 amino acids.